Oryzias melastigma (Indian medaka) is the source of this 7952-nucleotide messenger RNA. It is a transcript of the gene foxp4, whose product is annotated as forkhead box P4. Gene Ontology annotation, molecular function: DNA-binding transcription repressor activity, RNA polymerase II-specific; RNA polymerase II cis-regulatory region sequence-specific DNA binding. The transcript is spliced from 18 exons. NCBI's taxonomy places the organism in Eukaryota, Metazoa, Chordata, Actinopteri, Beloniformes, Adrianichthyidae. Gene Ontology annotation, biological process: regulation of transcription by RNA polymerase II. Gene Ontology annotation, cellular component: nucleus. Bases 838 to 2964 code for a protein of 708 amino acids. The record is from RefSeq and is a predicted model, not a curated record.
CCCGCCACAAUAGCACAACUCAGCAAGGAUGCAAAGCGGGGUCAAAAGAUCAGUGCCUUCCCCUCAUCCACACACACGCUCACGCACGCACGCACGCACAAACACCCGCGCGGGCGCUUCUCACUGGCUGCUGUUUCAUUGUGCGCCACAACUUUGCCAUGAUAGGCCAGCACGGGAGGCGCGCACCUUGCGUUACAGGCAUUACGGUAGCGCAGCAACACUGUCCUCCCGUAACACACACGCGCUCCACACUCGUACACACACACACAGCCCGAGUGAUUCAACUCUGAUUUCCAGCGAACGAGCGAGCAACAGACGGGAUGCCAAAAAGUGGAGAGCGCUGGAGAGGUUAACGCGCGCGCAGAACCAAAACCAGAUCGCCGGGAAACACGGGCAACUAAACAAGAAGAGAAGCCGCGGGUUUUUUUGUUUUUUUCUUCUCCUCCGCGGCAACUUGCACUCAGUGGCAGAGUUUAGCGGCAGUAUUGUUCAGACUUCACUCCAGAGGGGCCACUCCGAGGAAAGAGGACGCACACAAAAGGGAAAAGGAAAGGACUAACGAGCGCGCCGUGGCGUUAAAGUAAUGCUCCCGCGGUCUUAGAUCCUAGGUCUCCUUGUCUCUCCCUCUCCUUUCUGUCUGCUCAUUUUUUCCAUUUUUAUUUUAGUAUAUAUUUUUUUACGUCCCGUCGGUUGGUAUCCCCCCCACCCCUCCCUGCUUUUGUCGCUGCGAGAGAGUGGACGCGCCGGGAUCAGAGGAGCAAACGCGGGCUGUCCACAUGGUCCAACCACUGGCGUGAAAGUUGACUUCUCCAGAAACCAAGAGAACAGGUGCCAGUGAUGAUGGUGGAAUCAGCUUCUGAGACCAUUCGAACGACACCGUCCAACCAGAACGGAGUCAGCAGCCUCAGCAGCCAGUCAGAUGGAGGAGGAGGUAGAGAGGGCGGGUCCAAUGGAGACGCCAACGGAGAGAUCAGUCCGGUCGACCUACUGCACCUGCAACAGCAACAGGCUCUCCAAGCAGCCAGACAGUUCCUGCUCCAGCAGGCCUCUGGACUAAACUCCCCUGGCAGCAACGAGGUCAAGCAGAGCCCAGUGCAGGUGCCGGUGUCAAUGGCCAUGAUGAGUCCGCAGAUGAUCACUCCUCAGCAGAUGCAGCAGAUUCUGUCUCCCCCUCAGCUACAGGCCCUGUUGCAACAGCAGCAAGCUCUGAUGCUCCAGCAGUUACAGGAGUAUUACAAGAAGCAGCAGGAGCAGUUACAUCUUCAGCUUCUGACUCAGCAGCAGCAGCAGCAACAGCAGCAGCAGCAGCAACAGGCUGGGAAGCAAGCAGCAAAAGAGCAGUUAGGCAGUAAGCAGCUGGCCUUCCAGCAGCAGCUGAUCCAGAUGCAGCAGCUCCAGCAGCAGCACAUUCUCAACCUCCAGAGACAAGGCCUGGUUCCUCUGCAGCCCACCGCUGCCAUGCAGUCCCUGCAGCAAGCGAUGUGCCCGUCAGACCUCCAGCAACUGUGGAAAGAAGUUUCGGGGGUUCCAAGCGGCGAGGAGGCCCUAAAACAGGCCGAAGGCCUGGAUCUGAGCACCAAUAGCUCCAACUCUACCUCAGCCUUCCCCAAAGCUGCCAAUGCUCAUAUUUCCCUGCACAAUCUGCCCAACGGACAGAGCCACACCCCAAAGAGAGACAGAGCAAGACUGUUUGAGUGGAUAUCCUCCUUCACCAAGGCAGACAGCCCCGAUGACCAUGUCCCCCUUUACUCCAAAAGCAGCCAGCCUCCCAGCAGCCAUCAUGAAGAACAUACCGGCUCUCAUCCCCUCUACGGCCACGGAGAGUGUAAAUGGCCUGGUUGUGAAGCACUGUGUGAGGACAUGGGGCAGUUCAUCAAGCACUUGAACAACGAGCACGCCCUGGACGACCGCAGCACCGCUCAGUGCAGAGUCCAGAUGCAGGUGGUUCAGCAACUGGAGAUACAGCUGGCGAAGGAGAGUGAGCGACUUCAGGCCAUGAUGACCCACCUGCACAUGCGCCCCUCUGAGCCAAAGCCUUUUAACCAGCCGCUGAACCUGGCUUCCAGUGGCUCUCUUUUAAAGCGGGAAAGCGAGGCCUACCCCGAGGGUCUUCCCCACCCCCCCACCUCGGCUGCCACCCCAAUCACCCCUCUGCGCCAGGGACCCUCUGUCAUCAGCUCUUCCAGCCUGCACACACACUCCCACUCCCACACGCAUCCCGUCGGGCCCAUACGGAGGCGCAACUCGGACAAGUACUGCACCCCUAUCGCCUCAGAGCUUGCUCAAAACUGUGAGUUCUACAAGAACGCUGAUGUCAGGCCCCCCUUUACCUACGCCUCCCUUAUACGUCAUGCCAUUCUGGAGUCGCCAGACAGACAGUUGACUCUUAACGAGAUCUACAACUGGUUUACACGAAAGUUUGCCUACUUCAGGAGAAAUACAGCCACAUGGAAGAACGCCGUACGUCACAACCUGAGUCUGCACAAGUGCUUUGUUCGUGUUGAGAACGUGAAGGGCGCCGUGUGGACUGUGGACGAAGUCGAAUACCAAAAGAGGAGACCACCAAAGAUGACCGGAAGUCCCACUCUGGUGAAAAACAUGAUUUCAGGCCUGGGCUUUGGAUCACUGAAUGCCAGCUACCAGGCGGCUCUGGCAGAAAGCAGUUUGUCCUUGCUGAACAGCCCUCCCCUGGUGACCCCCCCAUCUGCAGCCAGCCUCAACAUGCUUCACGUGGGCCACGAUGAUGUCAGCUCCACUGUGGAGCAGGUCAACAGCAACGGCAGCUGCAGCCCGACGCUCAGCCCUCAGCAGUACAGCCACCCGGUGCAUGUGAAGGAGGAGCCCACUGAGGUGGAGGAGGACAGUCGACCUGUGUCCUUGCUGGCCGGCGUCACGCACAGCCUGCCGUUGCCGAGCGACGAGCGUGACCUAGAGGAGGAUCUCCCCACUGAAGAGCUGGAGUAGGACAGAUCCGGGACAGACCGGAGGGACGGAUCUUGUCCACCUCCGACCCUCUCACCUGUGUGAAGACGGAAAGUUAACAACAGUACGACUUAAGAGAGAGAAGAAGAAAAAAAAAAGCGAAUGUUUUAUUUGUUUUCAAGAAAAUUCAAGCAACCAGGAGUGGCACCGAGAAACUCUAAACAGGGUUAGAUGAUUUUUGUUACUUUUAGAUGCAAAGACGAGACUGUGGAGAACUGCUUUACCUCCAUGUGAUGCUUUCACAACACUUGGCUCAGAGGUGUAACACCACUUGAGGCGUACGCACUCACACAACAUGUGUGCGCACAAAAUACACUUGUGAAACCACGUUUCAUCCCCCUCCCUAGAAAAAAAAACAACCCAACCUUUACAUAAAGACCCCAAGCGGCAUGGACACGCUCUCCUCUUCAUCCAGCUGGCAUAACCCUCCUCUCUGGGAUCUUUGGCUGCCUGGCUUGUCACUUUAUCCCAGUUGAGAAGAUGCACACAGGAUCAUGUGUAUAUAGAUCCCUCGGAGAGGACCCCUCCCCUCGUUUCCCUCUUUGUACCUGUCACUUGCUUUUUCGAAUCCUUUGAUUCGAUUCCAAUGAAACUUCAAGAUGAAGACGAAGGAAGAGCGCUUCAAAGAUUACCUCUGACACCCGUGCAGAGCAGGCUUCUGCCUACACCUGUUUGUGGGCGCUCCGCGCGGCCGAGCUGGCAGAGGCGGGGCUCUCGCCCUGGUCCCGCCCACCUCCAAACUCCUGACACUUCUCGAGGGACACCUUCUCAAAUCCUUUUGUUAGGUAGGAAGAGAGAAACGGGAUAUUCUCCUGCCCGGCUUACAGUUUCCCAUCCCGUCAUCCCCCCCCGACCCCCCCAAGAAGACUGCAUGAAUCGGACAAUUUGGUGCUGUCCUUCUCUCUGCCAUGCCCAGAUGGAGGGAUGAGCAUGGGGCACCUGGGAGAAGAAGAAAUGAGAGGACACAGAAGGGAGGGAGGAAGCAUCUACAGAAACAUUGUGACAAAAAAAAGAAAACUGUUGAUUAUUGAAUAUUACAUGAAAAAAUGUGUGGUAGCUUUUUGUCCUUUUUUUUAUUUGAUGUUAUUAUCAUCGUUCAUUUUUUGAGGAUGAAUAUUUGCAAGGUGGAGAUCUAUUUCUUUUUUUUUAUUAUUAUCUUUUCUAAGGAGACUGCUUUUGUUUUUUUGUAUUGUAAUUUUUUCUCUGGUUGUUCACACCAUUCCAAAUAAGUGUUGGCCAAAAAAAAACAGAAAACUAUCAAGAAAAAAAAGUGCAGUAUUGUCCCGACCAACCCGACAUCUACUCCCUUCCCCUCAGUCCCAAGUGUAGCAGGUAAGCAAAUUGGAAAGAGCACUUAAAGUAAACAUUACCCAGAUAGAUUAUUUAAUAGAUGACUUUUUGUUUCUUUAACUUCUACUCUCACGUGUUUUAGUUGUGUAUUUAGUUGAGAAAUAUCUGUAAUGCUUUAAAAAAUAUAUAUAAAUAUAUAAUAACUGCAGUCAGAGAAUACCUCAUCCCACAAAGGUUCUGCCCAGAACUGUGUCCAAAAUUCAUAAAGAAGUAAGGGGGAAUUCUUACAGUGGGAGACCAAAUGUGGCGACUCUGCUCAGCUUCUAUCAAAGGUUAAAAAAGGUUAGAAGCGAUCUGCAAUUCACUGUGUGAAUUUGUGUUAAAGGAAGUGAGAUUUGUUUCUUUGUUUUCCGUGAGCAUCAGAACAUUACUUUCCUCUACAGUGCCAUACCAAAUUUAGCUUUUAUUUUAUUCUAUAACCUGCUUAUUCCCAUUUUAUUUUUGUUACAGGUAACCAAAGAAAUGUGUAGAAAAACCAAAAAAAAACAGUAGGUUAUUAUUUUCCUUUGUGUUUCUUUCUCUCUUUUUUAUAUUUUUAAAGAACUGGCCAAAAGACAACUAACCAGAAGUUUUAUUUGUUCUCUGUUUUAUUUUUUAGUGUGUUCAUAUAAACAUUGUGUUGAAAUUUCUUACAGUGCUGACCAUUCCAAAAACCAAAGUGUUUGAAGCAAACUGAGAUCUGGAGAGGGUUAGACGCGACUCAAGUUAAAUUUAGCAUCAACAAAUCUGCACAGUUCCUCUGGAAAGAAAGGAAAGAUUAAAAUAAAUAAAUAAAAGCACUUAAAGGCGUGUCCCCGUACCUGCUAUUAAACCGACCCCAAUUUAUUUCAAACAAUAUUUACUGCUUCUAAUAAACCAAUCUGCUGUCUGGAGAUGCCAACAAAGCAAAACAAAUGUGUCUUUCCUCUAAGGCUUGGCAUUACAAGGUACUUUUUUUCAGCUGGUUUUGCAUGUUCAAAAUGCUUUGAAGAAAGGCUCUCCGAAAAUGUGUGCUGUCCACAAAAAAAGAAAGGGUACUGCAUGGAGCCUCAGAAAGUCAAACUUGGUUUUUCAAACACAACCGAGAGAGAAAACCUGAUGGAAAUAACCGAGACAUUAUAGAAUUUAAGGUUGAGUUCAUGUGUUUUUUUGAAAAACUAGAUCAAGCACUUCAAGAUGUUCUUUCCUAUUUAAUAAAAGAACAUUUACCAAUGGCUUUGUGUUGAAACAGGAAGUCUACGACUUGUCUACCUGAUUAGAAAAGUGCAAAAGUGGAAGACAGACAGGACAGCUUGAAAUGAGAUGAAAACCAAAAAUAACACUACCUCCUCUUCGACGCUGUUGGACAAAUAAUAAAUGAGGGACUCAGCUCUUUUAAAAAUCUUAUUUCUCCAAUUCUUCAAUGAUAAAAAUGUAACCAUUUUUAAAUCAUAUACUGUGUCUCACAAAGACAAAAAAGUAAAAGUUAUUUGUUGGUUCCGAUUCUCUUGACAUCUGCUUUAGCUCAAAAAGAUAUUCACUUUCCAUGUAACUAAUAACGACUACCUCUCCGUAAAACACCUCUAAAACGGUCUCGGCUUCUCAAAAUCUGCUUGGCGACAUAUUCCCUCGAAGGCGAACCCGCUUUCUGACCACCUGACGAAUGCUCUGUGAUCUUGAACUCUUGAGAUCUGUUGUGUUUGUAGUGACGGAUUUAACGUUUCACUGCUGCAACGUUGCCUCUCACACACACACAGGUAGAACAAAAGCAGGGCUAUGGAUUAGACCCUCAACACAGCUGCAUCCUCAUCUCUGAAACCCAAAACUUUAGAGAAAGCUCUUCACCACGAUCCAAACCAAGAGGAACUGCUGCAUCCAGAACAGAUAUGAUCUCUGACUUGUGCUUUAAGGUACACCUGUAAACAAAGCUGUUUUAUAAAAAUGUAGAUUGUUCACAGGUCACCGUUAACAAAUCCAUUCUGCAGCUGGGCAUAACAUCAUGUAUUGCUGUAUAUUAUAGCUUGGCUUCUCUCCAGGGCUUUAUUUCACAUUUUCUCCUUUGAUUUGUAUUUUUUGGGAUUCUUCUCUCUGCACCUGUCAAGCUAUUGUAAAGCUUUCAACUUCCUGUACUGUCCUGCUAAUGCUGAUCUGUAUUUAUCAUAUUAAGUUCUGCCAGUAUCUUGGUUCAAAUAGUUUGUUUUCUUUCUUUUUUUUUUGCUCGUUGACUUGUUUGUUUCCAUUUUUCAGUUCUUCAUAAAACGUCUGGGACGCUCAAAUUUUUUAAGUGUAUUAUCAAAAAAGAGAAAAAAAAUAAAAAGAAUUAAAGUUAGAUCAGUGGUUUAGGUAACACAUGUUUGUAUAUUUAUCUUAGCUAGGUCUAUUUUGAUACUUUUUGUCUCUGUACUGCAUUUAUGCAUUUUUAAGGAAAGAAAAAACAACAAAUGGAAACAACCUAAAAAGAUUCUACAUUAUGUAUUGAUACCUCAGAAGGACUUUUUUCUCAGACAGGACCAAAACCUCUGAAAAGAAAAAGAUAAAAGAGGAAAAAAAAAUAAAAAUAUGUAGCCCCUCUCUUGCUUUAAAAACAUGGAGCUCUAGAAAAGUGUUGCUGUUGGUCUUUUCAGGUGCCAGUAUGUGUCCCUGCUCCCUGUGACCCCUGACCCCCCCCUCCCCUGUGCUGAUCUUCGACCCGCAGAGCUGUCAAUCAUCUGCAGGUGCCACGGGUUUGUCACUGAGUCAGUCACCCGACUGGCUGUGACGAGCCUCAAACCUCAUGCCCUGUCUCCCAGAGGAAGCUUAAAGACUGAUGCUGCGGCCCUUUUGAUACUCCUCUUUGUAAUCUCAGUGCCAAAAUGUGGAGUAGCUCUCAGAGACGCAGCUCAUCCUCUGACUACCAAAGGCAUCGAGAGCCAACAAUGCUUAGUCCAAACCCCUGAACUGUAACCAAACUGUAACCAAACCAAUGCCACAACCUUAACCAACCAAAAACCAAGCUACUUCCAAAACUCUCCAUCAACUUUACUGAUAGUCAUUAUCCCUCAUGCAUCCACACGGUGGUGUUUUUGGAGCAGCCAGAACUGCUCCGGCUGGUGACUGACUCAAAGGACGGCAGGAAAUCAAAUCCUGACGUUUGAUUGGACAGUUCUGAGGUGUCAUGUGAUGGGAAGGGGACUCUCAAAACAGAGUAUUUUGCCUGAUGGUAUUACAAAAAAAACCUGAAUUCGAUGGAACUACCACUUCAGCUCUCCUCUGGUUAAACCUUAGGAAUGUGUGUACAUUUUUCAGCAGUGACUUUGUGUUUUAUUUCUUUAGUUCAAUUACCUCUUUAUCCCUUUGUUUGUAUGAUUUUUUUCCUUUAUUUUGAAAGUGUGACCCGAGGAAGAGGCGGGAAUAGGGAUUGGGUCGAGGCUUUAGACAGAAAAAGAAGCCCAGCCCUCUUGGCCCUUCACCCCCGGGGUAGCCAUGUAAUGCCAGUCACUGCCCUUUCUUUCAUGCUGUAUAAAAUCACACACACACAUAUAUCUGUGUAUUUGUAACCUGAUUCUUCUUGUGUCUGUCCAUGCAGACAAUAAAAAACUGUACAGUAGGUCUAGUUGCAUGUAAUCUGUACUAAUUAUUGACAAUGGCAUUAUAAAAUGCAAUAAAAUACUUAUUACACUGUC